This is a messenger RNA of Alnus glutinosa, 653 nucleotides long. RefSeq lists its product as uncharacterized. The coding region runs from base 152 to 388 and encodes 78 amino acids. The record is from RefSeq and is a predicted model, not a curated record. NCBI's taxonomy places the organism in Eukaryota, Viridiplantae, Streptophyta, Magnoliopsida, Fagales, Betulaceae. The transcript has 2 exons.
CCAACUGGCGUCGGAGUUUGGGAGUUGCCUUGUUGGACUACUGCUUGGACGCAAGCAAAGCAAAGCACUUUCCGAGCGACCCUCUCUCGGAGUCUAUUUAGGGCUCUCUCUCCGUCUCUCUGUCUAUCUGUUUCCACAAGAAGAAUAGAAGAUGCACAGGUCGUCAAGCAAUUCCAGAGUCUCCGAGGAGUUCUUCUCGUCACCUUCAUCGCAGUCUUCCUCAGACGCCGACCAACUACUUCCCACUUACGAUCCCCUCUCCCACGUCGCCAAGAAAGAACGGUCCCGUCUCAGAUCCGCCGAGUCCGCUGUCCACGCCAUCCCUCUCGUUCUCCUGCUCUGCGGCAUCAUCCUCUGGAUCUUCUCCACCCCUGAAUUGAGGGCUUGAAGUUUGACAGCUAUGUCGUGGUAAGAGUACAGAGAUCAGUUUCCUCCCAGACUUCGAGCUGACGGGACUUUGAUUCAACCAAACAAGUUUGACAACACCAGCCGACAACAAUACUAUUUGAUAAGCCUACUGAGUGAGGUCAUUCAUAUUUGUAAGAGAGUAAUGUUUGCCAUUUUAUAUGAACAAAAAGAUAAUAAAUGUCGAAUUCUGUUAUUAUGAAAGCAGAGAGCAUGAUUUUCAAUGAAGUUCCACUAAUUUUUGUGCA